AAGAAGCAAGCCAUCUACCAAACAACGCCUAAAAUAGUUUCAACGUAUCGUGUUCCGUGAGAGAAUAAGCAAAAAAGGGCAAGGGAAGCUCUUCUCUCGCUCUAAAAAACCCUUAGGAAAAGUAGCGUGGUUUGCAAUCGACCUCGAGAACAAAAUGGCCAGCAGUAAUCUCCCUCGUAGAAUCAUCAAGGAAACUCAACGUCUCCUCAGUGAACCAGCUCCAGGAAUUAGUGCUUCCCCAUCGGAGGAUAAUAUGCGAUAUUUUAAUGUCAUGAUUCUUGGCCCAACACAAUCUCCGUAUGAAGGAGGGGUUUUCAAGCUGGAAUUAUUUCUGCCUGAAGAAUAUCCAAUGGCUGCGCCUAAGGUUCGAUUUCUGACCAAAAUAUACCAUCCUAACAUCGAUAAGCUUGGAAGGAUAUGCCUUGACAUUCUGAAAGACAAAUGGAGUCCUGCUCUUCAGAUACGAACUGUGCUUUUGAGCAUCCAAGCACUUCUUAGUGCUCCAAACCCUGAUGAUCCACUUUCUGAGAACAUCGCAAAGCAUUGGAAAACGAAUGAAGCAGAAGCUGUUGAGACGGCUAAGGAGUGGACCCGUUUAUAUGCAAGUGGUGCAUGAUUGCAUGGUGGAAACUUGCCUUCAAAUGACAGGGGAUGUAUGCUUUUGACUUGAUUUGAAAGGAAAUUUGGAAGAAACGAUGUUUGAACAAGCUGUAGUCUAAUAUUUUUCAAAGCUUCCAGAUACUUUUUGUUAAAUUGUUUUGCUGUCGGAAGCAUCGUCUUUGUGAUUGUAUGAUCAGAUAAGAUACGUUAUUCAUCUCAGUGUCACUCUGCAGCUA
Populus nigra (black poplar) is the source of this 836-nucleotide messenger RNA. Its product is annotated as ubiquitin-conjugating enzyme E2 35-like. The transcript is spliced from 8 exons. Gene Ontology annotation, cellular component: nucleus. Gene Ontology annotation, molecular function: ubiquitin conjugating enzyme activity. The record is from RefSeq and is a predicted model, not a curated record. Gene Ontology annotation, biological process: protein K63-linked ubiquitination; DNA damage tolerance. The coding region runs from base 155 to 616 and encodes 153 amino acids. NCBI's taxonomy places the organism in Eukaryota, Viridiplantae, Streptophyta, Magnoliopsida, Malpighiales, Salicaceae.